This is a messenger RNA of Trichomonas vaginalis G3, 561 nucleotides long. RefSeq names its product HNH endonuclease family. The coding region runs from base 1 to 561 and encodes 186 amino acids. The record is from RefSeq and is a predicted model, not a curated record. The transcript has a single exon. Lineage: Eukaryota; Parabasalia; Trichomonadida; Trichomonadidae.
AUGACAGAGAUGAAGGAACUUAAAGCCGAUGUCCUCAUGAACCAAGCUUCCAAUGAGAAAUGCCUGAACAAUUUCACGGAAACCUUGCGCAAUUACGAGAGAGAGAACCGAGACCUUGCCAGACUCAUCUACCGUUUCUUCGAAGAGAUAGACGCCAUCUGGAAGGUACUCGGAAAGGACAGAACAUGCAACACCGUACUUCGUGAGUACCAAAUUGAAGAAGGAAUUGUCGAGGAAGAAGAGGAAGAAGAGGAAGAAGAGGAAGAAGAAGAAGAGAAACACGAAGAAAAGGAAGUUUGGUCAACCCUUGUUGCCGAUGACGGUUACGAAAUUUCCCAACCCUACCCAUACCAAAUCCGCAACAAGGAGACAGGCAAGGUUCUUACCCCAGUCCUCAACAACUUGGGACACUUGAACCUUAACCUUCGGAAUCGCGGUUCAAUCUCCAUGGGCAAGCUUGUCGCAAUUCAAUGGGUUCCAAAUCCAGGCAAGAAGACGAAGGUCAGACACAUUGACGGUGACAAGCUCAACAACCGUAAGGAGAACCUCGAGUGGUUCUAA